Molecule: messenger RNA, 610 nt
Organism: Apis cerana (Asiatic honeybee)
Lineage: Eukaryota; Metazoa; Arthropoda; Insecta; Hymenoptera; Apidae
Source: RefSeq, a predicted model, not a curated record
UAUUCUCGUUCAAGAGAACGAGAGAAAAAAUCAUAUAAAAAUGAAAAUUCUUAUCGAGAAUAUAGAAAAACAUCUCGAAAUAGAAGAGAAAGAUCUAGAGAACGUUUAUCGAACAAUUAUAAUUAUAGGAAUAGCUAUGAUAAAAAUUUAUUUUAUAAUAUAAAUUAUAUUCAACAAUUUCCUAUUCCUAUUUAUUAUGGAAAUUUGCCACCAAGACCAAUAGUUAGACCUUGGGUUCCAAUGCGGGGCCAAGUACCAGGAUAUAGGCAUAUUGGUCCAUCAUUUCCACCGCAAUUUAUAACUCGAAAUAGAAAUCCACCUCCAAAUCCUAGUAUGUUAUGAAUUUAUAUUAAUGCACAUAAAGCGCUAUAUUUUUUGUUUUAUUUAGGAUUUAGACCUAUGUAUUAAUGAAAAAUACGAAAAUUUUAUAUAAUAAAAAGUUAAUGAUGCCAACAUAUUGAAUAAUGAGAUGACAUUUCACAAAAAAUAAAAAUUUGUCAUAGUAUAUAUCGAGAUUGGACAAUUAAUGGUUCGAGAGUCAAAUAACUUGUACACCUUUUGUUCAAAAGAAUUGUAAAAAAUUAAUAAAAAAUAUGAAAUUUUUUUAUAA